This is a messenger RNA of Eurytemora carolleeae, 2975 nucleotides long. Its product is annotated as calcium-activated chloride channel regulator 3A-1. The record is from RefSeq and is a predicted model, not a curated record. The transcript is spliced from 2 exons. NCBI's taxonomy places the organism in Eukaryota, Metazoa, Arthropoda, Copepoda, Calanoida, Temoridae. Bases 1 to 2787 code for a protein of 928 amino acids.
AUGUGCGGUCAGGCGGAACGUGCCCCUGGUACCAGUACCGUACCGACCUGCACCGCUCCGAAGAAAAUUCGCGGAUUUCCUGCGGGUUUCUGCUCCGAGACCGGAUAUGAGCAGGAUCUUCCAACUAAGCAGAAUAUUCUGUGCUCCAGACAACCUGUCAGAGCAGUGUUGAGAAAAGUUCUUGAACCUGAACCAAAAUCCGAGAUUGCUCAAAACAUUUCCGCCAAGAUUCGGGACCCUGAGAGCUUUUCCGUGAGUGGAGAACCCUCCCUUCUUCCGCUAAGUAUUCACUAUCAGAUCCCAGCCAGGAAACGGUUUGUUAUUGUCUUGGAGAGAUCCAACUCCAUGGGUCUCAACAAUCGUUGGUCCCUCUUACACGGAGAACUCUUCCGGUUUAUCUCAACCCUCCCCAAUGAUUCUGAGGUUGCACUCAUCACCUUCGGAUCCACCGCGGCCCUCACCCUCUCUCCCACUCUCCUCACCUCCGAGAAUAGGGAGGGGAUAUAUGGACGGAUACCUAGAAGACACCUUGAAGAGGAUACAGCUUGUCUAGAGUGUGCAGUAAAGCUUGCGAUGAAAACCUUAUCUCUAGGUUCUCCUAUGAGCAGUGGAACCCUGAUCCUGAUAACUGCAAGUGCUGCUAAGCCUGCAGGGUUCGGAGAAAUGUUGCAGACCAUCAGUGAAGGAUCACACAAGGUUUACACGGUUGCAUUUGAGAAAAGUAUCUUCUACGAAGCUCGGCUUCUAGCACAGUACGGAUACACUUUCAUUGUCCAUGAGAAGCAUCACGAUGUUCUGGCCGGAGCUGUAAAUAUUUCCGAUAUAUUUACAUCCAUCCUACAAACCGCAGGAGGAGUUAAACUUAGAAAGUUUCACCAGGAGCAGAAAAUAUCUGAUGAUUCCAACAUUGUCUCAGGAACAUUUGUGGUUGAAGAGAGUCUCAGAGAUAAUCUUUGGGUUCAGAUUGCAUCUCCAGAUGAGGAUGAUAUUGAGAUGUUUGAGCUGACCAACCCUACUGGAAAAGUGUUUGAGUUUCCCAAGUAUGAACAUGGACUGGUGUACUUCAAGCUGACCGGGUCCCAAGAGCCAGGUAUCUGGACCUAUAGAGCUAGAUUGUUUCAGAAGGAUCAGUUGGUCCGGGUUUCUAUCCAGGUCCUAGCUGAACCUAGUCACAAGGAUUCUAUUGUCCUGGAGGCCUGGACUAGUGUUGACUAUGAGGGAGUUAACGCUCUCAACACUCCAGUCAAAAUAUUUGCCCGUCUCACAAGCCACACCUCUCCAGUACUGGAUUCAGAGGUGGUUGCUACUAUAGAGAGACCUGGAGUAUCCGAACCCGUCUCAAUCCGGCUCCGGGAUACAGGAUCUGGUUAUCCGGAUAUUACACAGGGUGACGGAAUAUAUUCUGCGUAUUUCACCCAGUUCACAAGUGAGCCAGGUUUCUACAGUGUAGUGGUUACCGUGAAGAACAAGGAUGGAUCUGCCAGAUUACCAAGAUUGUCACAGUCCGGAGAUUCUGAAGAAACUUGCUGCGGUUCCUCUCUUCCUUUCUCCUACACGGUUCCCAUCACACAGUUCUCCAGGCACACCCUUGUUCCAUCCUUCUUUGUCAAGGAAGGAUCCCAGUUCUAUCUAAGACAAGGAUCUCCGACCAGAAAUGAUGUAUUUUCUCCAAGUAGGAUUACAGACUUCAAGCUUGCUAACUAUCUUGAUGACUCUCUGUAUGUCACCCUGAAGUGGAGAGCCCCUGGAAACGAUUAUGACUUUGGACAAGCGUUCAGAUAUGAAAUCCGUUGUUACACAAACAGAGAAGCACUUAGAGAAGAGAACUUCAAUGACAUGGGAAUCCUGGUUCACACCUCUCUCAUCCCUACUCCUGAGAUAUAUGGAACUGAGCAGAGAUCUACUGUAGGAAUACCCUGGCCUAAUGAGGUAUUUUACUACGCUAUUGUAGCGUAUGAUGAGGAAGGUAACAGAGGAGAAGUCUCAAAUGUCAUAUCUGUAUAUGCUGAAGAGAACCCACCUACCCCAGCCCCAACUGUAGGUUUUGGACAGGAGAUUUUAGACUCUGAUGCAUAUCCUAUCCAUGAAAGCAUGCCUCUAACCUCUACUGGUAGUGAUACCCUUAUAUAUGUAGUGUCUGGAGUUGUCUCUGCUGUCCUUGUAGUAAUCCUUGUAAUCCUACUUGCAGUGCUCGCAAGAACUAGGUGGAGCAAACAGAUAAAGCGAUCCGACUCCAGUCAGAUCUAUGUCAAGGAUUGUGAAUCUAGUAUUGGAGGAACACUGAAGAAGAACGGAUCCUACCCUGAUAUAUCCAAGGAUAACUCCCUUAACUCUGCCAGGGUUUGGAGAGACACAGACUCUUGUGAGAAGAAUUCCAUGAGAAAAUCUCCAAUUCCGUCUAUCUCCGACAACCUAUCCUGGCGGUACAUGGAGCAGAACAAGGCUGUUGGUCAAGAGGUAGCUGGAGUUCAUCGUCAACACUCUGAUCCCAACUCCCCCAACCCACCCUCCACAGACUCAUCCAUGUACUCCAGCAAUGACUCGGAGUCCAACGGAGAAUUUAUCCUUGGACCUGGUCCUAGGAUCUCAGUUAUGGAAGACUUCACAGUUUACAGAGAUCUCUCACACCUGGACUCCAACCAGGAGUACUUUUCAUUCAGUCAACUCCCCCAGGAACUCCAUGGAUUGUCCAUAGUCCCUUACUCCCCUGGUUAUGAUACCAUGGACUCCAAACUUCCCUACUUCGACACUAUGGAGUCGAAACGACGACAUAUAUCUCUAGUAUAGAAGAUAUAUACACUGUGCACUGUCAUACCUAGAGCUUAAAGUUAACAGUGUGUCUCAUUCUUUUGUGGGACGCACUGUACAUACUCUUCUCAACAAUAGAGAAUUCAUGCUGUUUAUAAACCAUUGUCCUGCUAGUCUUAUAUAUAAUAUAUUUUGAUACAUACUAACAAAGUUCAAUAAAUUAACAU